Anneissia japonica is the source of this 1480-nucleotide messenger RNA. RefSeq lists its product as uncharacterized. Lineage: Eukaryota; Metazoa; Echinodermata; Crinoidea; Comatulida; Comatulidae. The record is from RefSeq and is a predicted model, not a curated record. The transcript has 2 exons. The coding region runs from base 246 to 896 and encodes 216 amino acids.
UGAUAAAAUGCAUGCAAGCUUGCAUACUUCAUUGAUUAUACACAAUAAAGUAUAUUUAUUUUAUUGUGGUGUCUGUGUCUAAUGGAGGAGGAAGUGUGUACAAGGUACAUAUAUGUUCUUUUUCACAUGGAAUUGGUAGGUUUCAGAAAUACUAUACUGUAUGCAUGAGAAUAAGUUAUGACCGUAGCCAGAAACUAGAUAGUAAACAGGAAAUAAUGUGAUCUGUAUCUAUUGACUGAUCAUUAAUGCUGAUAGCAUGCAGCCUACAGGCAAUUAUGUCCAAAGAUUGCAAGUUAGAAAAGGUUGUUGCCAGCACAAUUUUUGUUCCGAUAAUAAUCUUCUUGAGCAUAUUUUACCUCUACAAACGAUGUAGAAAGGAACCACAACAACAGCUCCCUCCUGUGUUUGUGCCUGAUGAUCCGGGAUUAGAAAAUGGAGAGUCAGAAGAACCAUGCCCACGGCCUGACAUAACUGGGCACUAUUUUUAUCACCAGCCUGUUGUAUCAUGGGUUGAUACAAGUCGUAGAUGUACACUACCAUCAACUACAGAAUAUCUUAUACACAACCAAGAAAUACAGAACACUGCUGAAGCUAACUGUUAUGACAAUGCAGCAAUUUUUAAAUCUAGUGAAUCUUUGCAGAGUGAUUCUGGUUUUGUAGAUAGUUUUAGAUACUGGAAGAUGCAGCAGCACUUAAAACUUCAGAAGAGGAGGAUGGAAAAAAGAGAGAAGACAUUACAAAAACUACUGGCAGAAACAACUCUUCACGAGAAUUCCUUCAAUACUCAACCAUUAGUCUUUCAGAAAAAGAAUCCAAUAGUAAACACUAGAAGCUGCUCAUGCAAACACACAAGGAUAUGUCUGAGGAAACCAAGGAAACAACCAAGCAGAUGCUGACUUAGAUGCUAAUUGUGAUUUUGAGAGCAUAUCUGAAUAACUCACAUUAUAAGCAUUAAUGUGGUACUGUAUUUGACUGACUUUCUGGGGAAGAACCAGAAAUAUGAGCAUUUGAAAACCAGACAUAUAUGGAAACAGAUUUGAUGAAAGUCAAAAACUAGCAAUAAGCAGUUAAUAAACUGAAGACACAAAUUGUUCCAAUUAAAAGUCAUGGUAAAACAGAAAGGUGCUUAUGUCUUGACAUCACGGUUUUAUCUGCGGCAUUCCAACAAUCUUCGCACCCUGAACUAAAAAUGAAGGUUAGAAUUUGAAUGACUUUCUUAGGAUAAUUAGUUCCAGAGACAUUUGAAGUUAAGUCAUAAUGGAAACUCAGAUUUGAUAUAAGUAAAACUAACAUAAUUAUAAAUAAAUAUAAUGUUCUAUAAAAAAAAAAAUUAAUGCAAUAUCAACAGAGGGCACUGAUCAACAGACCUUAAAGAUUUUAUCUAUAGCAUCAACAAUCUGUGCAUCAUGCACCCACUACAUGUUUGGCAGAUUUUUAAUUCAUUCACAAAAAUAAAGGCAAUCCAAAAAUGAGAGCAUCA